AAUGGAAUUGGCUAAAAAUAAACAAAAGAAUCUUACACAUCUCUACAUGUACGAAUGUAAUCUACCUUUAAACUAUCUUGUUAUACUUUCCCUAUUAAUUACGAAAAUUAAAACUCUACACGAAUUCAAUUCACCUAUUUCGAUUAUUCGUAAAACGACAAUUGAAAAAGACAAUUUGGAAAAUGAAUUAAAUUCAAAAUCAUUCAAUUUAUCAACUGCAAAGCAAAUUGCCGAAGAUUUUGAUAAUAUUUUAAAUGAUAGAUUCUUCGAUUCGUGCUUCAAUGGGAAUCUUCCUUUAGGCGUUAUAAUUGAAAUAUUAAUUAGCGCAAAUUAUCGCCUACGUCAUAUUUCUAUUGUUAAUAUCCUCUUGGAAAAUGAUAAGAAAUACAUAGAAAAAUUGCUGACUGAAAAAACUGUAAUUAAAACACUUAACGUAAGAGAACAGAAGUUUGAAGAUGAUGAGAAAUUUCUUGAAAAUAUCCUCAAUUUUAUAGAUAAGAAUAGCUCUUAUUUAGAAUAUAUUGAAUUUGGAAUGUGUACACUUAGCAAAGGAAUUGAUUGUAAUUCAAUGUCAUUGAUCGGAAUGCAAAACAAAUUGUCAUUACUUCAUUUCUUCGAUAUUAAUCUAAAUGAUACAAUUGCUAGUAAAAUAUGUGAAAAUUUAAGUAAAUAUUGCAGUAAAAUUACUAAAUUAACAUUUAGUCGUUGCGGUUUAACUAGUAAUAUUGGAACUAUACUAGGAGAAGCUAUUGGAAAACAAACUAAACUGGUAGUACUUAACCUGCAAAAUAAUCAACUUGGAAAUAAAGUUGGAAAAUGUAUCUUUGAUAAUAUUAAAGAAAAUUGUCGUAAUCUUACAGUUAUGGGAUUUGGUAAUUGUUCAUUUACUCAUGAAAUUGGCGAUUGUAUUGCGAAAUGUUUAGAAAAUUUGGAAAAUCUUCAAGACAUUCAAUUUUGGGAUAAUAAUUUACAAACAUCAAUUGGAAGGGAUAUCUUUCAAGCAAUUCUCAAUGGAAAUUGUCGAAAUAUAACUAAAAUUGGUUUUAGUAAUUGCGGUUUUACAGAAGAAAUUGGAAAUGUUGUUGGUCAAGUAAUUGGACGGCAAAAAAAUUUGUCAUUUUUAAAUUUUCACAAGAAUCCAAUUGGAAAUGAAAUUGGUGAAAAUAUCUUUGAAAAUAUUUAUGAAAAUUGUAAAUAUAUUGAAGAAAUGUAUUUUGGUACUUGUAAUUUUACAUCAGAUAUUGGAGAUUGUUUAUCUAAAGCGAUUGGUAGGCAAAGAUUGUUAAAAUCUAUGAAUUUUCAAAAUAAUCCACUUGGUAAUGAUAUUGGAAAGAAUAUAUUUGAUUGUUUGAAUAGAAAUUGUCAUAGAUUAACAGUUUUGGGUUUUGGUAAUUGUAAUUUUUCCAAUGGUAUUGGAAACGUUUUAGGUGACGCUGUUGGUAAACAGAAUAAUCUUACUGAAAUUCAAUUUUGGGAUAAUAAUUUAGGUGAUGAAACCGGAAGGAAUCUAUUUGAAAAUAUCAAAUUAAAUUGUCGUAAUAUUAAGGUAAUGGGUUUCGAUAGUUGCGGCUUUACGUCGGCAAUAGGAGAUUGUCUUUGCGAUGCAAUUGGAAUGCAAAAAUCUCUUAUAGAAAUUCAUUUAUCGAAUAAUAGUUUGGGAAAUAAGGUUGGCGAUAAUAUCUUUAGAAAUAUUAUUAAUAAUAAAUGUACUCGUCUGCAAAUUGUGAAUCUUAUUAAUUGCGGUUUUGACGAUAAAAUAAAUGGAAAUAUGCUCGGUAGGGCAAUUGGAAAACAACGAAAUCUUUGUGAACUAGGAUUAUGUUUCAAUCCUUUAGGAAGUACUAUUGGAAAAAGUCUAUUUAAAAGUAUUAGUGAAAAUUGUCAUAAUUUAACAUUCAUUGGAUUAAAUGGCUGUAAUUUUAAUGAAGAAAUUGGUAGUCUUUUACCUUGCGCAAUCGGUAAACAAAAACAAUUGAAAACCAUUUCAUUAAGUUUAAACGACUUUAAAGAUGAAAUUGGAAGGAAAAUAUUUGAAAAUAUUGAACGAAAUUGCCGUAAUCUUACUACAGUUGCCUUUGCAAAAUGUGGUUUUACUAGUCAAAUCGGUAGUAUCGUUGGAAAGGCGAUUGGAAGACAAAAAUAUCUGGAAAAUUUACUUUUACGUUCCGAUGAAAUUGGAGACGAUGUUGCCAGAGAAAUAUUUGUUAAUAUUAGAGAUAAUUGUACAAAUAUUACUACAUUAAUAAUGAAGGACAUUGGUGUUACGAAUAGGAUAGAAACAGCUAUUGGCGAAGCGAUUUCUAAACAAACGAAUCUAUUGAAUAUUGAUCUUUCCAGCAAUCCGUUAACUAGUACUGUUGGAAGGAAUAUCUUUGAAAGUAUCUAUAAAAAUUGCCAUUUAAUUUAUAGAAUGCACUUUGACGAUUGUUGCUUUAACCACGAAAUUGGAGAUAUUGUUGGUAAGAUGAUUGGAAAACUUGAAAAUCUAAGUACACUGUGGUUAGAGCAUAAUAGUUUAGGUGGAGAUGUUGGAAGAGUUAUGUUUGAAAAUAUGAAAUUAUCGUGCAAAAAACUCGUCGAAAUCUAUCUAAGUGAUUGUCAUUUAACGUCUAAAGUUGGAAAUUUACUUGGCGAAUCGUUCGGUAGACAAAAAUACCUUUCAAUUAUAUUAAUUAAAGGUAAUUGUUUAGGAAAUGAAGUUGGCAGAGUUCUUUUUCAAAAUCUAAGAGAUAAUUGUUGUCAUAUUAAGAAAAUGGGUUUGGGUAAAUGUAAUUUUACUGAUGAAAUUGGUCAAGUUCUACCACAAGCUAUUGGAAAGCAAAAAUACCUUCAAGUACUAUCGCUUGAACACAAUCAACUUGGAGAUGAAAUGGGGAAAAGUAUACUUAAGGAAAUUGAAGAAAAUUGUGAAAAUAUCACUGAAAUUUACUUUUCCCAUUGUAAUUUUACAUCGGAAAUUGGGUUUAUUAUUGGUAAGAUAAUUGAAAAAUGUAAACAUCUAUCCGUUCUGUCAUUCCGAGGUAAUCAACUACGUAAUGAAAUUGGAAGAGAUAUCUUUCAAAAUAUAUACAAACAUUGCCGCUAUUUAAAAUUGAUUAAUUUUGAAUAUUGCGGUUUUACAGUAGAAAUUGGAGAUAUUAUUAAUAAAGCAGUAAUGGUGCAGCCAAAUUUAAAAAUUCUCAAAUUACACGAUCCCUUCUACGGAGAAUCGCAUGAAGAAUUUAUUAAAAAUGUAUUAAAACCAAUUUCAAUAUAA
Dimorphilus gyrociliatus is the source of this 3256-nucleotide messenger RNA. NCBI's taxonomy places the organism in Eukaryota, Metazoa, Annelida, Polychaeta, Dinophilidae. The record is from the annotation of a GenBank genome assembly.